AUGUACAGCAACUCUAGUCGGACUAUCUAUAAACGAGUUUCAACGAUCGUAUCAAUUUUGGAAGAUUCUUUCCUAUCUAUCUAUCUAUCUAUCUAUCUAUCUAUCUAUCUAUCUAUCUAUCUAUCUAUCUUACAUAACCAUUAUCAAUAUGAUUUAUUUAUUCCAAUAUACGUUUCAUUUAUGCGUCAUUUCACGUUUGUACAGCGCAUCCAAUCAGGAGAAGAGAUUGGCUCCACCAAAUUAUUUUUCUACUUUGUAUGUAUGUAUGUAUGUACGUAUCUAUCUAUCUGCCUGUCUGAGUCUGUUCAUAUCUAUCUAUCUAUCUAUCUAUCUAUCUAUCUAUCUAUCUAUCUAUCAUACCUAAAUACCUUUUUCUCAGUCUGUUCGUCGUCUAACUAUCAAUCUAUCUAUCUAUGUCCACAUCUAUCUGUCUAUCUAUCUAUAAAACUCUGUUCGUAUCUAUCUAUCUAUCUAUCUAACUAUCUAUCUAUCAAACUCUGUUCGUAUCUAUCUAAGUCUGUUUCUAUCUAUCUAUCUAUCUAUCUAUCUAUCUAUAAAUUGAUUCAAAAAUUCCGCCUGUUUAUCUUUACUUCUUUCUCCCUUCAUCCCUUCCCUAUUUUCUAUCUAUCUAUCUAUCUAUCUAUCUAUCUAUCUAUCUAUCUAUCUAUCUAUGGGAACAUCUAUACCCUCUUUGCAAGUUCUCUUCCACGUUGCACGGGCUUGGGUAGUACUUUCCCAGCUAUCAAGGCCGAUGCCACAUCUCUUGAGAUUGUAUUUAACAGUGUCCUUGUACCUCAGUUUCGGUCUGCCCAGUGGUCUGUUGCUGUGUUCUAA
Molecule: messenger RNA, 834 nt
Organism: Acanthosepion pharaonis
Lineage: Eukaryota; Metazoa; Mollusca; Cephalopoda; Sepiida; Sepiidae
Source: the annotation of a GenBank genome assembly